Molecule: messenger RNA, 2781 nt
Organism: Schizosaccharomyces japonicus yFS275
Lineage: Eukaryota; Fungi; Ascomycota; Schizosaccharomycetes; Schizosaccharomycetales; Schizosaccharomycetaceae
Product: acetylglucosaminyltransferase
Exons: 1
Coding region: 355-1479 (374 amino acids)
Source: RefSeq, a predicted model, not a curated record
CAAUCGCUUUUUUCUCUCAUUUGCCUUUAGGAGACCGAAUAAGCGCUAGUUUUUGUUUUUCGCUUCAGUCGCUGCUUGUUUCGCUUAAUCAAAUCUUUAAAUUACCUUAACGUGCUUUAGCUUUGCGGCUCAAUCCUGAUGUCAGCCGCAUUCAUUUUUUACCGAAACCUGCUGCUGCGGCACCUGCGUAACACCAACUCCCUUCUCUGCUGUUAUUUGCAAUUAGUUGCAAGAAAUUUGACUGUUUGCAGUCUUAGGAGGACAGAAUUCAUCCAACUAUAGUUCACCGCUUUUUAUUGCGGCUUUAUACUUUGAACUGCACCCCCUACGCCGUUCCUCUAGGCAAUACUAACUAUGGUUGAUGUUCUACGCGGCUGUCCGCCAUUCUUAAACUGGAGAAAGCUACUACUUCUCGUUUUUGUCGCUUUCAAUGUACUAAUUUCGGUUCUAUACGUCUAUAGCCAUGCUGAUUCGCAGGCUUUGGACAAUUUGCUCUCUCGAAACGGCUUCGGCAGCAAUGAAUCGACAGAUCAUGCUCUCGGACGUAAAGCAAAACCUAAGGAGGGUAGAUACACGUAUCUGACUUUCCUUACGCCGCCGACAACUGAGGAAGAUUUCUACUUUAAUGCUACAAGACUCUGGGCCUACAGACUGCUUCACAGAGAGCCGGUGAAAACAAAGUAUGAGGUCCAUGUAAUGGUUAUGAAAGGCGUUGAGGAAUGGAAGAUUCAGCGUCUUAAAAAGGACGGAGCAAAAGUUAUUCUUGUUGACCCUCUUUUGCCGCAAGACUUCGUGGAGGAGGGCGCUCAAGUGCUGACAGGCAGUCCCCGUUGGCAGCAUAUGUUUACAAAGCUUCGUGUGUUUGAGCUGGAGCAGUUCGACAAGGUCUGUAUUGUCGACAGCGAUUUGUUAAUUUUGAGAAACAUGGACGAUAUAUUUGAUACUCCGUAUGCUACUCAACCUCCACAGCCAGACAUUGCAAAAGCACACAAUUUUGUCAAUCCAAACGACAACGAGAGAUAUAUUUUUGUUGACGAUUUUAGCGCAUACAGCGUUAAACAUGAAGACAUGUACCCAUACUUGCUGGCCGCUACUGAUGACCGUUCGAAUGAUCACCCUAUUCCAGUAAGACCUGCCAGUAUGUUCAACGCUGGUCUUAUGUUGUUGAAACCAAGUAAGCUUCACAUGCAGCGUCUGCUUACAAUUGCUCGGUACCCAUACAUGUAUGAAGACGCACGCAUGAUGGAACAGAGUUUGCUCAAUCUAGCCUACGAUGAGGAUGGUUGGUUCCCAUGGACUCGCAUUGACUGGUCGUACAACGGUGUUUGGUGUCAACCCAAUGACCAUCCUUACCUUCGUGCAGCGCAUGGAAAGUUCUGGGAUACGUCUUUAGACGAAUUUCAUCCAAUGUACGUUGCCGACUGGUGGCAAGCGUACGGUGAGAUGAUUGUGUAUCACGAGCUUAAAGAUGCAGCUUAAGGAUGUUCGGGUCAUUGCUUUCAUUGGCAAUCCGACCAUGUCACCUUUACAGAAAACAGUCUUUCAUUUUUAAUUUUUUUUAAUUUCUUACAUCAACUGUUGUUGCUGGCAGUGUGUUCUUUCAUUGUUUCCUUUUCAUUCGUUACACACGCACUCCCUAUUACUUUCUCUUACAUAAAUCUUUUUAUCUUUUUAAUUUGUUUGAAAUCAUUCAUUGAACAUAGUUUUCACAGGUCAUUGAUUCAUACGCCGCACGGUUAGCACGACUUUGCACUCAUUCUACUUUUGUUGUAUGGGGAACGUUGGAAGGGGAUUCGCCGUGUUUAGAGCGAAAAACUUGCGUUCGAUUCCACUCUUGGUGAGUAUCACCAUGCGGAUAGUACCACCGCUGCUGCGAUCGCGCUCCAUGGCCAAUCCGACAGCAUUUUUAAGGAAUUGAAUUGCCGUUUCCUUGUCCAUGUUUUCUUUGAAGUUGGCAUCACAGAAACCGUAGAUGAACUGUAUCGCCGUUAGCAAGAAGAGAAAAACAAUUUGAGAAACUAUCUGCUACAACGGAAUCACGUACAGCUGAACCACUUCCUCCAAUAGCCAAAGGCUGUCUGUGAACACUUCCACCCAACGGAAUGCUGUACACCUCGCCUCCCGUUUCUUCGUCGUAACCGGCGAUGAUUAAGCCGGCAGUCAGGUAGUCUUUGUUUUGGUAGCACAUUUCUGAAGCAAGGGAGGCUGCUGUUUGAACAGUAGGUUCGACUCCAUACUGCAUACUAAAGAAAUUUUGUCAGCACCUCUUCAUAACAUCAAUGGUAUGAGUGUAACACUCCUUCGUACCGAUAUUGGGACAAAUAAUACUUGAGGAUAUCAGCAACGGCUUGAGUAUCAGCUGCAGAACCACUCCGACAGCACCAAAUUUUUUCACUCAACUGAGUCAACUUGUCGGUAACACGGUUUGCAAUGUAAGCACCUAAAUGAAUCGUCAGCUUACCGAAACGAAUCCAAACACCCUUCAAGCAACCGUACCCAUCGUGGUCCGAGAAUCGGCAGCAAGUAUAACGCCUUCUUGAAAACGAAGGGCCGUGAUUGUGGUACCCAUGCUAAUUUCACUAGUCCUUGUUAGUAACUGCUAAAACAAAAUAUAUUGGGACAAUCCUUACCCCUUUUUAAGGGCGGCAAAGUCAAUUUGGAACGGAUCUUUCAUCAAGCUGGUCAUUUUUACUGCGUUGGUAAAGCGUAGCUGGAGAGUCUGAGAAAGGUAAAAGGAGAGAGUUUACUAAGGAUUUUAAGGUAGUCACGUGUAUUUUAAGC